AUGACACCUUCAACACAGUCUGACACCUUCAACACAGAGAGUCGGAUCUACGCUGUGGCCAAGUCCGGGAUCAGACUUUCUGAGACCUCAUACGCAGACUCUGCGAGCAAAGAUGGGUCGCUGCAGUCAUCGUUCCCGGCCUUCCUCAUGUACACGUCUCUGAUCUACAGGAACAUGAGCACGCCGCUCUACAGCACGCUUAAAGGGAAAGCCACCCUCCUGAGCAGCAGCCCCUUCACAGACGACUCUUCCAACUCCGAGGACUCGUCCAGUUCAGGGGAAGAGGACGGCUCCGUGUGCAGCUCCCAGGCGUCCUCCUCCGGCUCCCGCAAAGACAGCAGUCCAGGCAGCCCUAGGUCUCUCAAGAGAGCAGUGUCCAUGUCGUCUGUGGCCUCGGACAGCGACUACGCCAUUCCCCCAGACGCCUACAGCACGGACACAGAAUGCUCCGAACCUGAACAAAAACUGCCCAAAACCUGCUCCUCCUCCAGCGAAAACGGAAAGACUGAACCGAUGGAAAAGUCUGGAUACUUGUUGAAAAUGGUGAAAACUUGGAAGAAAAGCUGGAAGAGGAGAUGGUUUGUGCUGAAAGAUGGAGAACUGCUUUACUACAAGUCACCAAGCGACGUGAUCCGGAAACCUCGAGGUCAGAUCCAAGUCCAUGCAUCGAGCAACAUCCUCCGAGGAGAGAGCAAACAGAUCCUGCAGAUUCUGACGGCGAAGCGUGUGUACUUUCUGAAAGCCGACUCUCCAAACCUUCUGGACGAAUGGCUGCAGGUUCUACAGAGCGUCCUGAGGCUCAAAGCGGCGAGUCCUCUCUUCACUCAGCCAGACAUCCGGCCCAGCAUGAAGGGGCUGCUGCUCAAGGUGAAGCACGGUUAUUCCAAAAGGGUUUGGUGCGCUCUGAUUGGAAAAACACUUUAUUACUUCAGAAGUCAAGAGGACAAGUUUCCACUGGGUCAAAUCCGGCUGUGGGAGGCGCGUGUGGAGGAGGUGGAGGAGGAGGUCUGUGGUCGGAGCCCACACUUCACUCUCUGCAUCCAGCCUCAGGACCAAGGCCCCACGUACCUGCUCAUCGACUCCCCGCACCAGAAGGAUGCGUGGCUGUACCAUCUCUCUGUCGCAGCAGGAUCAAGGGUCGGUAAAGUGGGGACUGAGUUUGAACGACUUGUGGGGACGCUCUUCCUGCUCGACGGAAAUCAGAACUCUCAGAUCUGGAGACACCCACGGCUCUGCUUCAGUAAAGACGCCCUGACGUCUCCUCUGACCACGCUGCCCUCUCCGGCCCUGCAGACCGAGGCCGUCAAGCUCUUUAAGGCCUGUCACAUGACCCUGUGUAAAUGCUGUGUGCAGACCUGUCACAUGACCCUGACCCUGUGUAAAUGCUGUGUCCAGGCCUGUCACAUGACCCUGACCCUGUAUAAAUGCUGUGUCCAGGCCUGUCACAUGACCCUGUGUAAAUGCUGUGUGCAGACCUGUCACAUGACCCUGUGUAAAUGCUGUGUGCAGACCUGUCACAUGACCCUGUGUAAAUGCUGUGUGCAGGCCUGUCACAUGACCCUGACCCUGUGUAAAUGCUGUGUGCAGGCCUGUCACAUGACCCUGUGUAAAUGCUGUGUGCAGGCCUGUCACAUGACCCUGACCCUGUAUAAAUGCUGUGUCCAGGCCUGUCACAUGACCCUGUAUAAAUGCUGUGUCCAGGCCUGUCACAUGACCCUGUGUAAAUGCUGUGUCCAGGCCUGUCACAUGACCCUGUAUAAAUGCUCUGCCUGUCAGCUGUUCAUAAACGUGGCCAUCGACGCCCCAGCCAUAGACUACCAUGUGUCGCUGGCCCAGAAUGCACUGCAGGUGUGUUUGGCUCAUUCAGAGCUCCAGAACGAACUCUUCUGUCAACUCAUCAAACAGACGAGGAGGAGGGCCCAGGGGCAGCCGGGACCACUGCAGGUGCUCACUCUCACCACUGGGGGGAGCCACAGGGCACUGUUACUGUAG
Molecule: messenger RNA, 1992 nt
Organism: Knipowitschia caucasica
Lineage: Eukaryota; Metazoa; Chordata; Actinopteri; Gobiiformes; Gobiidae
Source: the annotation of a GenBank genome assembly